AUGUACUUGCCCUGGGCCUUCCCAGACUUCAAACCAAGCGCAAGAGCAGUCCUUCCAGUCUUCUGCACAACCCUAAAGCCUGUCCUUUAUCAAGAGUCUGGAUUCUCUCCACUAGAAAUCGAACUAGAUCAAAUAGCCCUCCUUGCAACUGUCCGCCUAUGGCGUCUUGACCCUUACCACCCACUUCGAAGACGCGCAGAACAGAUCGCCAGUAAUAGCAACAAACUAGCCGAUUUACCUGCCAUAUAUUGGCCCUCCCAAACUCUGAACAGAUAA
Messenger RNA from Talaromyces stipitatus ATCC 10500, 276 nucleotides. RefSeq lists its product as uncharacterized. The transcript is spliced from 2 exons. Lineage: Eukaryota; Fungi; Ascomycota; Eurotiomycetes; Eurotiales; Trichocomaceae. The coding region runs from base 1 to 276 and encodes 91 amino acids. The record is from RefSeq and is a predicted model, not a curated record.